Ipomoea nil (Japanese morning glory) is the source of this 2429-nucleotide messenger RNA. RefSeq names its product NADP-dependent malic enzyme. Gene Ontology annotation, molecular function: malate dehydrogenase (decarboxylating) (NADP+) activity; NAD binding; malate dehydrogenase (decarboxylating) (NAD+) activity. Bases 199 to 2130 code for a protein of 643 amino acids. Gene Ontology annotation, cellular component: chloroplast. The record is from RefSeq and is a predicted model, not a curated record. Gene Ontology annotation, biological process: pyruvate metabolic process; malate metabolic process. Lineage: Eukaryota; Viridiplantae; Streptophyta; Magnoliopsida; Solanales; Convolvulaceae. The transcript has 20 exons.
AAGCUUCCUACUUCCAUGGCAGCAUUGAAACUGAUAAAAGGCAGAUCGAGGAUCAAGAGGGAGAGAAAGAAAGAGAGAGAGAGAGGGAGUUGGAGAGACAUACACACGGAAAACAGUUCUAAGUAAAAGCUCCUCUCUUUAUCCUUUCUUUCAAGUUUCAACACCAAAAGAUUCCGUCUUUCUACAAUCUCUGCCGCAAUGUUUGCGUUGUGUGGAACCAAUUUUACGAACAAUUCCUUUUCUGGGGUGUCGAGAUGCUUGGCUCAGUCAAAACCACAGAGAAUAGUUUUUGCUCCAGUGGUGGUGGCUGCCGCCAGAUCAAACGCCAAACCCAGUGACCGAAAUGCCAGCUUUAUUGCCGGGACUGCUCUGAAAGAGACGGUGGAGAUUGCUCCGGCUGUAAAGGAGCCCAAAUCCACCGUCAUUGGUGGAGUUGGGGAUCUCUACUGCGAGGAAAAUGUCAAUGAGGAGCAUACCAUCACCCCCUCGGCCUUCUCUGUUGCUAGUGGAUAUUCAUUGUUGCGUGAUCCACGCUACAAUAAAGGUCUUGCUUUCAAUGAGAAAGAAAGGGAUGCACACUAUUUAUGCGGUCUUCUUCCUCCCGUGGUUGUUGAUCAGGAGCUUCAGGUAAAAAAUGUUAUGCACAAUCUCCGGCAGUAUGAAGUACCAUUGCAGAAGUACAUGGCCAUUACUGAUCUCCAGGAGAGGAAUGAAAAUCUAUUUUACAAGGUUGUUAUCGACAAUGUUGAGGAGCUGCUUCCUAUCAUCUAUACUCCAACUGUGGGUGAAGCAUGCCAAAAGUAUGGAAGCAUCUUUAGGCACCCUCAGGGUCUUUUCAUUAGCUUGAAAGACAAGGGAAGGGUUCUUGAGGUACUGAAGAACUGGCCUGAGAAGAAGGUUCAGGUUAUUGUUGUGACCGAUGGGGAAAGAAUUUUGGGCCUUGGUGACCUCGGUUGCCAGGGAAUGGGGAUACCUGUCGGGAAACUCUCAUUGUAUACUGCUCUUGGUGGUGUUCAUCCUUCAGCUUGUUUGCCUGUAACCAUUGAUGUCGGAACCAACAAUGAGAAGUUGUUGAAAGAUGAAUUUUAUAUUGGGCUCAGGCAAAGGAGAGCAACUGGACAGGAAUAUGCUGAACUUCUUGAUGAAUUCAUGACUGCUGUCAAACAAAUUUAUGGGGAGAAAGUGCUCGUUCAGUUCGAAGAUUUUGCAAACCAUAAUGCAUUUGAUCUACUCGAUAAGUACAGCCCUAGUCACCUUGUUUUCAAUGAUGAUAUACAGGGAACUGCAUCUGUCGUCCUUGCAGGGCUAUUGGCUGCACUUAAGAAACUCGGGGGAACCUUAGCCGAACAAACAUUCUUGUUCCUUGGUGCCGGAGAGGCUGGCACUGGCAUAGCAGAACUUAUAGCUCUUGAAAUGUCAAAACAGACUGGAGCUCCACUAGAUGAAACGAGGAAGAAAAUUUGGUUGGUGGACUCCAAGGGAUUGAUUGUUAGGUCUCGGAUGGAGAUACUUCAGCAGUUUAAAAGGCCUUGGGCCCAUGAACAUGAACCUGUAAAGGACCUAGUAAAUGCGGUUAAUGUUAUCAAGCCAACGGUCUUGAUUGGAUCUUCUGGAGUUGGAAGAACAUUUACAAAAGAAGUUGUUGGAGCAAUGGCAUCGAUCAACGAGCAACCCGUUAUUUUCGCCCUCUCAAACCCAACAUCACAGUCAGAGUGUACUGCAGAAGAGGCUUAUACCUGGAGUGAGGGUCGAGCAAUUUUUGCCAGUGGUAGCCCAUUCCCGCCAUUUGAAUACAAGGGAACGGUCUUUGUGUCUGGACAGUCAAAUAAUGCGUAUAUUUUCCCUGGAUUUGGUUUGGGCCUGAUAAUUUCUGGUGCAAUUCGUGUCCAUGAUGAUAUGCUUCUUGCUGCUUCUGAAGCUCUAGCUGCAGAGGUUACGUGGGAGGACUUUGAGAAAGGGCUCAUGUACCCACCGUUUUCCAACAUAAGAAAGAUUUCUGCCCGAAUUGCUGCCAAAGUAGCAGCCAAAGCAUACGAACUUGGCUUGGCUACUCAUCGACCACAGCCAGAAAACCUGGAAGCGUUUGCUGAGAGCUGCAUGUACAGCCCCUCUUAUCAUAGCUAUCGCUGAUUUGAAGGAAGAUUUGUCAAGCCUUUUUGGCGUCUAUUUAGUCAAAAUGGUGUCUUUUUUGUUUGAGGAAAUUUUUUUGAAUGUUCAAUCCUUAUUGGCAACACAAACCACAAGGAGGAGGAUCAGUAAGACUGCAAAAUGUUCAAUGAUUUGACACUAUCAAAUUCAACUAAAGUUUCUCAAGAACAUAGGUUUUGUAAACCUCAUUUGUUGUAAAUAUUCUCCGAAAUGUCAUGUCAAUCAAAUAACCUUUGUGUUCUUAUCUGCCAUUGGAAUGAAAUUUCAUCUUUCUUGAAAAA